AUGUCGAAGAAAGACCAGAACAGCAGCGUGCAUAUCGCUGGAGCAGUGCUCGCCUCCCUACAAUUUGACAUGCUGAAUGAAGAACGCGAGAUUGAAGGCUUCUUGAUAGGACAAGUUGUCAAACGAACAAUUGACGAAAUCUCUGAUCAUGCCCGUGACGCCUCAUCACGCAUAGAAACAAGAAUAAUAGUCACUGGCCACAUUCCAUCAACUCGAAAAUGUUAUGAUAUGCUAGGUCAAGUGGAUUAUACUUUAUUGAAUAGCUUGAUGGCUGAUAAGAAGGAUUCUGUAUUGGGAUACUUUAAGUUUAGGAGGAAUACACGUAUGGACGUCUCGUUGAGAGAGGCAGCUGUAUAUGACUCGCUCCUAAAGAGGCCGGUAACGAAUGUAGAUCUAUCGUUACUAGAAUGUCAACUCUUGUGUAUUGUGACAGCUCAUCCUCCCGAAACAUCAACUCUGACAUUGGAUUUCUCCUUUUACAACAAGACGGCAACAUCGACGACAUUUCAGAGGCUACCUCUAGUCAUUGGAAAUCUGGUCGAGAGUACACAGGCGCAAUAUCAUGCUUUUGCGUCAACGAUGCCUGCACAGAGUCCACUGGAUGCAGCCAUGGCUUCAUUCUCUCUGAAUUAUGUACAGGAUUACAUCAAUAUCUACAAACAGUCGAUUGGGAUGCUGACAACAGCAGCUGAUGAACUACUCGAAAGUGAAGCAGAGCUGGCCCGACUUAGGGAAUUGGUUGCCAACCAGAUGCAACAAAACUAG
Synchytrium microbalum is the source of this 765-nucleotide messenger RNA. RefSeq lists its product as uncharacterized. Bases 1 to 765 code for a protein of 254 amino acids. Gene Ontology annotation, molecular function: polyubiquitin modification-dependent protein binding. Gene Ontology annotation, cellular component: nucleus. The transcript has 5 exons. Lineage: Eukaryota; Fungi; Chytridiomycota; Chytridiomycetes; Synchytriales; Synchytriaceae. The record is from RefSeq and is a predicted model, not a curated record.